AACGCUUCUGUCUUUCAGGGCCGGAUAUGUCUGCUAUGGAAAACAAAUAAAGAAGAAAUAGCUGCAGGAUGAAAACAUGGCCGCACCCAUUCUUGCACCCCCAGGACCUGACAGCUUCAAGAAGUUUACCCCGGAGUCGCUCGCUAACAUCGAGAAGCGGAUCAAUGAAGAGCAGAACAAGAAACCAGCCAAGCCCAGGUCGGACAGCAGUCACCGCGACACGUCAGACGAGAAUGAGCCCAAGCCCAACAGGGACUUGGAGGCUGGCAAGAGCCUGCCGCUCAUCUACGGUGAUAUUCCAGCUGGCAUGGUGGCCACACCGCUAGAGGAUUUGGACCCCUUCUAUAUCAACCAGAAAACAUUCAUAGUGCUAAACAAAGGGAAAACAAUCUUCCGCUUUAGUGCCACGCCCUCCCUGUACAUCAUCAGCCCUUUUAAUAUAUUCAGGCGAAUAGCAAUUAAGAUUUUGAUACAUUCGUUAUUCAGCAUGAUCAUCAUGUGCACCAUUUUGACCAACUGUAUAUUCAUGACAUUUAGCGACCCACCAGAGUGGUCCAAACAAGUGGAGUACACCUUCACUGGUAUCUAUACAUUUGAGUCACUCACAAAAAUUGUUGCCAGAGGUUUUGCCAUCGAUGGAUUCACUUUUCUUCGAGAUCCAUGGAACUGGCUGGAUUUCAUGGUCAUUUCAAUGGCAUAUAUAACAGAGUUUGUGGACCUUGGGAAUGUGUCGGCCCUCAGAACGUUCAGGGUUCUCCGAGCAUUGAAAACUAUUUCUGUCAUUCCAGGCCUCAAGACCAUUGUGGGCGCCUUGAUCCAAUCUGUGAAGAAACUCUCCGACGUGAUGAUCCUGACCGUCUUCUGCCUCAGCGUCUUUGCUCUGAUCGGCCUGCAGCUCUUCAUGGGGAACCUGCGGCAAAAAUGCGUCUUUUGGCCUGUCAAUGUGACCAACCUGUACCUGUCCAAUGGCUCCAAGGGCUUUGACUGGGACGAAUACAUCAUGAAUGAUACUAACUUCUACUUUUACCCAGGUCAGGGUGAUGCGUUAUUAUGUGGUAAUAGUUCGGACUCGGGCCGAUGUCCCGAAGGCUUUACAUGUAUGAAAGCCGGAAGGAACCCCAACUAUGGUUACACCAGCUUUGACAGCUUCGGAUGGGCCUUCCUCACCCUCUUUCGUCUGAUGACCCAAGACUUCUGGGAAAAUCUCUACAUGCUGACUCUGCGAGCGGCGGGCAAGACCUACAUGAUCUUCUUUGUUCUGGUCAUCUUUGUGGGCUCCUUCUAUCUCGUCAAUCUCAUCUUGGCUGUGGUGGCCAUGGCCUACGAGGAACAGAACCAGGCCACCAUUGAAGAGGCUGAGCAAAAGGAGGCCGAAUUCAAAGCCAUGCUGGAGCAGCUCAAAAAGCAGCAGGAAGAAACACAGGCGGCGGCCAUGGUGACCUCUGCGGGCACUGUUUCGGAGGUCGCCUUGGAGGAUGAGGGAGGCGGUCAUCUGUCCCGCAGUUCAUCUGAGGUCUCUAAGUUGAGUUCCAAGAGUGCCAAGGAGCGUCGCAAUCGCAAGAAGAAAUGGCGCCAGAAAGAGCAGGAGAAAGAGAAGGGGGACAGCGAGAAGGUUGUCAAGUCCGAGUCGGAUGACGGCAGCAAGAGAAGUACCCUUCGUUUCCCGGGAAGCCGUCUGGGCAGGAAGACGUCGAUCAUGAACCAGUCACUGCUGAGCAUCCCGGGCUCGCCCUUCAUGUCACGCCACAACAGCCGCAGCAGCAUCUUCAGCUUCAAAGGCCGCUCCAAGGACAUCGGCUCGGAAAACGAGUUUGCCGACGACGAGCACAGUACGGUGGAGGAGAGUGAGGACCGCCGGGGCUCCCUGUUCAUCCCUUUCCGCCGGAACAGCUACAGCGGCUACAGCCCAGGCUCGGCGCGCAUCCACCCGCUGGCGCCUCAUUCAGGAGGAAAGAGGAACAGCACGGUGGACUGCAAUGGCGUGGUGUCUAUCAUCGGCCCGGGGGCUGGCAGACGGCUUCUGCCUGAGGUGAAAAUAGAUAAGGCAGCCACUGAUGACAGUACCACAGACGUGGAAAUUAAGAAGAAGCACUCCGGCUCUCUCAUGGUAUCUGUCGACCAGCUCAACUCCUUCAAAGGAAAAGACCGCGCCAACAGUCAGAUGAGCGUCGUCACCAACACUCUGUUGGAGGAGUUGGAAGAAUCUCAGCGGAAGUGCCCCCCCUGUUGGUACAAAUUCGCCAACACGUUUCUAAUCUGGGAGUGCCAUCCCCACUGGCUGAAGAUCAAGCAUAUUGUCUACUUGAUUGUCAUGGACCCAUUUGUUGACUUGGCCAUCACCAUCUGCAUUGUCCUCAACACCCUUUUCAUGGCCAUGGAGCACUAUCCAAUGACAGAACACUUUGAGGGUGUCCUCUUCGUAGGCAAUCUGGUUUUCACAGGCAUCUUUGCCGGGGAGAUGUUUGCCAAACUGGUCGCCAUGGAUCCCUACUACUACUUUCAAGAAGGAUGGAAUUGUUUUGAUGGAUUUAUUGUGACUCUGAGUUUAGUGGAGCUGGGACUCCAAGAUGUGGAGGGCCUGUCCGUGCUCAGGUCCUUCCGAUUGUUGAGGGUGUUCAAACUUGCCAAAUCAUGGCCCACACUCAACAUGUUGAUCAAGAUCAUUGGUAAUUCGGUGGGGGCGCUGGGUAAUCUGACCCUGGUGCUGGCCAUCAUUGUCUUCAUCUUCGCUGUGGUGGGCAUGCAGCUGUUUGGCAAAAGCUACAAAGACUGUGUGUGCAAGAUCGCGGAAGACUGUAAGCUGCCUCGCUGGCACAUGCAUGACUUCUUCCACUCCUUCCUGAUUGUAUUCAGAGUGUUGUGUGGGGAGUGGAUUGAGACCAUGUGGGAUUGUAUGGAGGUGGCGGGACAGACAAUGUGCCUCAUAGUCUUCAUGAUGGUCAUGGUCAUCGGGAACUUGGUGGUUUUGAACUUGUUCCUGGCUCUGUUGCUGAGCUCAUUUAGUGCGGACAACCUCGCUGCCACGGAUGAUGAUGGCGAGCCCAACAAUCUCCAGCUCGCCGUCGCUCGUAUCAAGAUAGGCAUUGCCUGGCUCAAGGUCCACGUGCGUCUCUUUGUUGCCACGGUGCUCAAGAAGCCUGUCGAGGAUGAACAAAAACCUCUGGAUGAACUGUAUGAGAAAAAGAUGAACUGCUUAGCCAACCAUUCGGUUGACAUCAACCGUGAACUGGACUUUGCUAAAAAUGGCAACGGUACCACCAGCGGCAUCGGGAGCAGCGUCGGAAAGUACAUGAUUGAUGAAGACUACAUGUCAUUCAUCCACAACCCCAACCUGACUGUGUGUGUUCCGAUUGCCGUCGGAGAGUCGGACUUUGAAAACCUUAACACGGAGGACUUCAGCAGUGAAUCGGAUGUGGAGAACAGCAAAGAUCUGGAUGACACCAGUUCAUCUGAGGGCAGCACAAUAGACAUUAAGCCUGAUGUGGAGGAGGUGGCAGUCGUGGAGGUUGUGGAGGAGUACCUUGACCCGGAGGCUUGCUGGACAGACGAAUGUGUGGCAAAAUACAAGUGCUGUGAUGUUCCCAUCACUCACGGCUGGGGGAAGCACUGGUGGUUCCUGAGGAAGACCUGCUAUCUGAUUGUGGAACACAACUGGUUUGAAACACUCAUCAUCUUCAUGAUCUUACUUAGCAGUGGAGCUCUGGCCUUUGAGGACGUCUACAUUGAGCAGAGGAAGACCAUCCGUAUUAUUCUGGAGUACGCCGAUCGGGUUUUCACCUACAUAUUCAUUUUGGAGAUGUUGCUGAAGUGGGUGGCUUACGGCUUUGUCAAGUACUUCACCAACGCUUGGUGCUGGUUGGACUUCUUCAUUGUGGAUGUGUCAAUAGUCAGCCUUAUAGCUAAUGCCUUGGGCUUCUCCGAUCUUGGCCCAAUUAAGUCACUCAGGACACUGAGGGCCUUGCGACCCCUCAGGGCCCUGUCACGUUUUGAAGGGAUGAGGGUGGUGGUGAACGCCUUGGUUGGGGCCAUUCCAUCCAUUAUGAACGUGCUCCUGGUGUGUCUCAUCUUCUGGCUCAUCUUCAGCAUCAUGGGCGUGAACCUCUUUGCUGGGAAGUACUACUACUGCUACAAUGACACGCAAGAGGAAAUAUUCCAUCCCAACGAGGUGAACAACCGAACGCAGUGUUUUGCGCUCAUGAACGACAACCACUCUGAAGUCAGAUGGAAAAAUGUCAAGAUCAACUUUGAUAAUGUCGGGGCGGGCUACCUGGCCCUCCUGCAAGUGGCAACAUUCAAAGGGUGGAUGGACAUUAUGUAUGCGGCAAUAGAUUCGAGAAAGGUGGAGGAUCAGCCGCUCUAUGAGGACAACUUAUACAUGUACAUCUACUUUGUCAUCUUUAUUAUCUUUGGUUCAUUCUUCACCCUAAACCUCUUCAUUGGUGUCAUCAUCGAUAACUUCAACCAGCAAAAGAAAAAGUUUGGCGGUCAGGAUAUAUUCAUGACAGAAGAACAGAAGAAGUACUACAAUGCCAUGAAGAAACUUGGCUCAAAGAAACCACAAAAGCCUAUACCCAGACCACAGAACAAAAUCCAGGGAAUGGUUUUUGACUUUGUGACCCAGCAAGUGUUUGACAUCUCUAUCAUGAUCCUCAUCUGCCUCAACAUGGUCACCAUGAUGGUGGAGACAGACGAUCAGUCAAAAGAGACCGAGGUUGUGCUUUACUGGGUCAACUUCAUCUUCAUCGUUGUCUUCACCGGCGAGUUUUUGCUGAAGCUCUUUGCACUGCGUCACUACUACUUUACCAACGGCUGGAACAUCUUUGACGUCGUGGUAGUCAUCCUCUCCAUCGUGGGAAUGUUCCUCGCCGACUUGAUCGAGAAGUAUUUUGUGUCGCCAACACUAUUCAGAGUGAUCCGAUUGGCUCGUAUCGGGCGAAUCCUGCGCCUCAUUAAGGGCGCCAAAGGCAUCCGGACGCUUCUCUUCGCCUUGAUGAUGUCGCUCCCGGCCUUGUUUAACAUCGGCCUGCUGCUUUUCCUGGUCAUGUUCAUUUUCUCCAUCUUCGGCAUGUCCAACUUUGGCUACGUAAAACACGGGGCCGGGAUCGAUGACAUGUACAACUUUGAGACCUUCGGCAACAGCAUGAUCAUCUUGUUUAUGAUUACCACGUCAGCUGGCUGGGACGGCCUGCUGUUGCCCAUUCUUAACUACCCUCCGGACUGCGACCCCUUGCUGGAGAAUUCUGGCACUCCUUCAACUGGAAACUGCGGCAACCCAUCCGUGGGCAUCUUCUUCUUUGUCAUGUACAUCAUCAUUUCUUUCCUCAUUGUGGUCAACAUGUACAUCGCCAUCAUUCUGGAGAACUUCAGCGUGGCCACGGAGGAGAGCGCCGACCCGCUCAGCGAGGAUGACUUUGAGACCUUCUAUGAAAUUUGGGAGAAGUUUGACCCCACUGCCUCCCAGUUCAUCACUUAUGCCAAGCUUUCCGACUUUGCGGACGCACUUGAGCACCCUCUGCGAGUCCCCAAGCCCAACACUAUUGAACUCAUUGCUAUGGACAUGCCAAUGGUGAGCGGGGACCGCAUACACUGCCUGGACAUCCUCUUUGCCUUCACCAAACGCGUGCUGGGCGACAGCGGUGAGUUGGACAUGUUGAGGCAGCAAAUGGAGGAGCGAUUUGUGGCGGCCAAUCCCUCCAAGGUCUCUUACGAGCCCAUCACCACCACUCUGAGGCGCAAGCAGGAGGACGUGUCCGCCCGAAUCAUCCAGAGGGCCUAUCGCGCCCACUUGGUGAGGCGGGGUUUCGUUUGCAAGCGCAUCCCAACCAACAACAGAGUGGAGAACGGCGGCAACAAUCAGGAACAAGAGAAGGAAGCCACGCCCUCCACCGCCUCCCUGCCCUCAUACGAUAGCGUCACCAAACCCGACAAGGAGAAGGAUGACGACAACGAGGGCAAGGGCGGGAGGAACGAGAGAGGAAGAAACCUUAAGGAUGACAGGGAAUCCAAAUGUUAAGACGACGGGAUAGUAAUAAUCAUGCAAAUAACACCACAAGUUAUAACACGAGGAAAAUCACACUCGCACGGAUGUACAGAUUAUUUCAUUUGCAAGACGGAAAAGAAUCCGUUUUUUAGUUGCAGGCUUCUGAGGGCAGCGCUCACACCGUUGACAGCUUUGAAGGCUCUAGAACUCCUCUCCUAAUCAGCUGGGACGUCAUUGUAUCGCGAUGAGUCACCACAGAGGAGACGAGGAGCUCCAAACGGAGGACAGAACGAUGAGGAACUCUUGCCAGAGUUGCACUGCGCAAGGACUGGAAUGUCUCUCGGAGCAAACUGCGGUUGCGUGAAAGACACAAAUCGGCGAGCGCAUCAGGAGUAUUUUCCUUUUGUUCAAGCUAGAAAUUGUUCAUGUGAGCAGCAAAAAUGCAAACCAAUAUAAAAGGAACACUAUUUAUCGUUUUGCCCAUGCUACUUAAGUCCCAUUAUUUAUACCCACGUCCGAAUGUUUAUUAUUAUUAUUUUUUUUGUUUGGAACAUGAUGGGCUUUCACACCAAUUUGUUCAGGGUCUGUCUAUUACGGGGGUGAACUCAGGCCAAGGGCUUACGUACAUUUACUCAGAACAAUUUCCAAAACAACUACGUAGGUAAUUGUGCUUGUUCGAUGCAUAAAAAUGAUUUGCAUGAUGGCAUGUUUUUUGACCAGAACUCUUGCAUGAACUUUUCAUGGUCCACAAGACACUAACACUGCAGUGGCGCGAUACGAGGGUCGAUUAUCCGAAACGGAAACCUUGUCUCAUCACUCAAGACAUCACAACUAUUGCCUCUAUAAAUAGACUGGAAAAUGCUGGUACAUGAAAACACACGCGCUAGUGGAUCGCAGUUGUAAUGUGAAUACUUAUUUGCUGCUCUCGAAGAUGUGCAAAGAGCGAUGAAGGACGCGAUGUCAGAAAAUCAGAAGCUUAUAGUUAACGUUUCUAUGCACCUGUGUAAUGCUCCAUUUGCUUUUAUUGUUUGUAAGUGGUCAGUAGAGAUUUUACAAGGAUGGCCUUUGUUUUUAAAUUAUUGGUGAUGCAUUUCCUUUCCGAAAGGGCUGAGAGGAAGGAGAUCUUAAGCUUAUUCACGCAAGUGUGUGUGUGUGUGUGUGUGUGUGUGUGUGUGUGUGUGUGUGCGUGUGUGCGUUCUUCCCCUUGUUUUCUCGUUUUUAUAAGUCUCAUUUCAGAAGAGGGAAACAUGUUUGUCCGAUUUAAAUUGAGUCAUGAGAAAGGCGACCAUUGGAGUGUGUGGAGAAGCCAAAGAGAUCCGCCUUGUUUGUUCUUCACCGGUGAAGAGGGUUUGCGUUUAUGACUAAAUGUCCGUUCAUUUUUGAUGACACUGUUUCAUUUUUCUCUGAACAGAGACCCGAGAAUUGUAUGCAAUGCUUGAAAAAAAAAUCCUCCCCUUUUUUCUCAGGAGAUAUUAUACUCGAGCUCUGCUACAUAAUGCAAGUGAAUGUGACGGCCGCAUUUAUUAAAUCACAUUUUACGCCUUUGGUUUUAAUGCCAGGAUGAUGAUGAUGAUGGGAAACCGGCAGCCUUGUUUCAAUAGGAGUCAUGGUCCAUUUUGUUGUAGGACUUCCUGCUUAUGACGCGUAGAAUUAUAGGGCUAGAAGCAUCUCAGUGGAAAAAGAACCCUUUUUUUUUGCUCUCGCUUGCAGAAGCGCUGGUUAAAUUUGUCGUGGAUUGCAUUUAGGAGGACGUCAUUGUGGAUUCAAUUCAAUUCUUCAUUCAUGUCUGGAAAACAAAUAACCAGAUUCACCCUAGUAGUACGUACACACAGGAAACACUGGGAGCAGAUGUUGCAGAUUUGUACGAUUUUACACACGCUCUGACCCUAUCCGCGCCGCACUCAAUACCAAAUAAUUAUCAGAGCACUGGACGUUAUCUCACGGUGUGAGCACACAUGCCGCAGCAGAGCUUAAGCACUGUACAGUGAUGUCACUUCCUCUUUAUGGAUGGUUAACCCCCGCCCCGCCCCCAUUCCCAUGUGUUCCCAAGUCCUGCAAAUGGUCCACUUUCUGCAUGUGCGCUCCAAAAUCAACGUGGGUGUUGACCUAAUAAAACCAUGAAUGAUAAGCAUAAAACUUCUCUCUACCCUCAUCGUGUAUGUAAGAAGUACUCCGUUCUCAAAAGUGGAUUCAUUUCAAAGAAGAAAAGAAAAAGUAUAAACUUUGUUCUGAAGCAGAAAAAUGAACAUUCAUGAGAACCUAAUGCAUUUAUUUUAAAAAACAAACAAACAAACCACCACAACUAUUAAUCUUACACGUAAAUAUAAAUAAAGAUAAAUACAAUGGCUCCCAGCUUCUGACCCGCCAUUCGUUAGGCUGUGACACGUUUGUCAGAGUACUUUUUUAAAAUUCAUUUUUCACACAAAAAAAGGGAUUAAUAGAAAAUAAUCUAUAUUACUAAUCAAUACCUUCAUAUACAGAGCUAUAUAUAUAUAUAUAUACGUAUAUAAUAGAUAUACACACACACAUACACUGUAUGUAUAUUAGAACAAUGUUUGUGAUGAAACUCGCCUGUCCACUCUUUGCAAUUGUGUGAAACCACAAUUUACCAUGCAGCUUUCUUCGUGUGUGUAUAGUCCUUCAAUAACCAAAAACUGUGGCCCAACCAGCACCCAAAGGUGCCAGCGCGUAAUGCAUGGUGUUGCACUGGCUGCUUGCUGAGAAUCGGGGAGCCUGGCUUGGUGGGAGGAUUGCACUAACCAGCAUAACGUUUUGUACGUUUGCGACAAUGUUUUGCCUCUUAUUUUCAUUGUGUGCGCACGCAUUCAUAACGCUGGCAUCAAGUAUGACCCUCACUUGUGUGUGAAGCGUUGGCGCAAUACAACUCUCACCCUCCGCCAUGUUUGUCACACACUGAUAGCACCUCCAUUGCGAUACAGUAUGUGUAAAGACCCCAGGGUUGGUCGUCUUAGUUGCCCGUGUUUUUCUUUCUGGUGCAAUAUCCCUAAACGGCACGUGCCUUUUUAGCUUCCUAUUUAGUCUCUCUUUGAAGUCGGAAACACAGAGCUUGAAAACCCCACUGGAGGGAUUCAAAACAGAGCAUGAUAGGAGCAAUGUAUUCAGUCCAAAAUGAACUGGUAUAUCGCUAACUCACCGUGUUCGUUAGAUUGUCUGGACUAACUUCAUAUUGUAGAAUCAUACAAAAUGAGUUCUCUCUCUCUCUCUUGAUCGUUGUCCCCUGUGUUCAGUUUACAAGGUUUUGGGCUGGUAAAACUUUUCUUUCUGUUUUACAGGUUUCUGUCAAAGUUGCAUCAUCACUAUAUGUGGCCAUUGUUUUGAUUAAGCAUGACUGGGAUAAGCUUUGUUUUCUUUUGCUGAAAAUAGGCUGACUGGGUGCGGGUAGUGGUGGUCGGGGACAACUUUUGAAUGUCAUUCUAUUUUGCCACUAAUGCAGCCAGAGAGAGGAACAUGUUGCACAACCACGAGAAAAUUCAGUUUGAAUCAGUGAAAAAUGUCUUUAUUUCAGCACGAACGUAUUUCCAAACAAUAAAGCAGCCUUCCAGUUA
Hippocampus zosterae (dwarf seahorse) is the source of this 9546-nucleotide messenger RNA. It is a transcript of the gene scn8ab, whose product is annotated as sodium channel, voltage gated, type VIII, alpha subunit b. Bases 77 to 6013 code for a protein of 1978 amino acids. The transcript is spliced from 27 exons. Gene Ontology annotation, molecular function: voltage-gated sodium channel activity. Gene Ontology annotation, biological process: membrane depolarization during action potential; neuronal action potential; sodium ion transmembrane transport. The record is from RefSeq and is a predicted model, not a curated record. Lineage: Eukaryota; Metazoa; Chordata; Actinopteri; Syngnathiformes; Syngnathidae. Gene Ontology annotation, cellular component: voltage-gated sodium channel complex; plasma membrane; axon.